Molecule: messenger RNA, 1296 nt
Organism: Octodon degus (degu)
Lineage: Eukaryota; Metazoa; Chordata; Mammalia; Rodentia; Octodontidae
Gene: Krt40
Product: keratin 40
Exons: 7
Coding region: 1-1296 (431 amino acids)
Molecular function (GO): structural molecule activity
Source: RefSeq, a predicted model, not a curated record
AUGGCUUCUAAUGGUUCGCAGGUGCGGGGCCCUCCAGAGCCCUGCGCCAGAGAUCCAGGAUGUAACUCCACCUCGACCUGUCCCCCAGAAGCCACUCGCCUCCCCAGCGCUGGCCCCGUGUCUGGGUGCCAGGCGCUGAGCUUCCUCCCGAGGACUCGCCUGUCCCCGGGGUGCCUGGCACCGUGCUACCUGGCUGCCAGCGGCGACAGUCCCUGCGUGGUGGAGCAUGGCGCUUGGUGUGAGGAUGGGGCGUUCAGCAGCAAUGAGAAGGAGACCAUGCAGUUCCUGAACGACAGGCUGGCCAGCUACCUGGAGAAGGUGCGCUCCCUGGAGGAGACCAACGCGGAGCUCGAAGGCAAGAUCGCUGGGCAGUGCGAGCCGGGCGCCCUGUUCGUGAGCCCCGACUACCAGUGCUACUUCGACUCCAUCGAGGAGCUCCAGCAAAAGAUCUUGUGCACAAAGGCAGAGAACUCCAGGCUUGCCGUGCAGCUCGACAACUGCAAGCUGGCCGCCGACGACUUCAGAUCCAAGUACGACGCAGAGCUGUCCCUGCGGCAGCUGGUAGAGAACGACAUUAGCGGCCUACGCGGCAUCCUGGGGGAGCUGACGCUGUGCAGGUCCAACCUGGAGGCGCACGUGGAGGGGCUGAAAGAGGAUCUCCUGUGCCUCAAGCAAAGCCACCAAGAGGAGGUCGGCGUGCUCCACGGACAGCUUGGAGACCGACUCAACGUGGAGCUGGACAUGGCCCCCACCGUGGACCUCAACGGGGCCCUAGAGGAGAUGCGAUGUCAGUAUGAAACGGUGCUGGCCGACAACCGCAAGGAGGCCGAAGAGUGGUUCGCUGCCCAGGCGGAAGAGCUGAGCCAGCAGCAGCUGUCCAGCGCCAAGCAGCUACAGUGCUGCCAGACGGAGAUCCUGGAGCUGAAGCGCAGGGCCAGCGCCCUGGAGAUCGAGCUGCAGGCGCAGCAGAACCUGACCGACUCUCUGGAAUGUACUAUGGCAGAAACAGAGGCCCAGUACAGCACCGAGCUGGCCCAGAUGCAGGGCCUGAUCGACAGCGUGGAGGCGCAGCUGGCCGAGAUCCGCUGCGACCUGGAGCGGCAGAACCAGGAGUACGAGGUGCUGCUGGACACCAAGGCGCGGCUGGAGGGCGAGAUCGACACGUACCGGGGGCUGCUGGACAGCGAGGACAGCAGGCUGGCCAGUGACCCAUGCUCCGCGGCGUCCGCAUCCAGCACCACCUGUGAGCCCAGCCCCGCCUACCUCCUUUGCACUGUGGAAAACUGCUGUGCAUGA